Salpingoeca rosetta is the source of this 3510-nucleotide messenger RNA. RefSeq lists its product as uncharacterized. Gene Ontology annotation, biological process: proteolysis. NCBI's taxonomy places the organism in Eukaryota, Choanoflagellata, Craspedida, Salpingoecidae. Gene Ontology annotation, molecular function: metalloendopeptidase activity; metal ion binding. Bases 21 to 3275 code for a protein of 1084 amino acids. The transcript has 29 exons. The record is from RefSeq and is a predicted model, not a curated record.
UCGAGAACUGUCGAGAGGAGAUGUUUGGGCUGUGCGUGGUGUGGGGGCUGGCGGAAGCGUGGUGGGCUGGGCGGUUAUGGCUGCAUGAUCGCGUUCAACGCGUUAGCGGCGAUGCUGGCACGCGUGUCUCCCCAGUUGCACCCAUGGUGCCGCAAGUUGACCGAAAGCAGUACCGCAUCGUGAGGCUCAAGAAUGAUCUCCGAGUUCUUCUGGUCCAAGACGAGCCCGUGGAAGCGUGUGGUCCUCAUCGCCUCCAAGGAUGUGAGAGCGCCACGGAAUCCAGCGCUGAAGAUGACACAACUGAUGCCGAGGACAGCAGUGACGAGGAUGAAGGAGACGAUGACGUUGCCGAGCGCCAUGCCGCGGUCGCCCUGUCCAUCGCCGCAGGCUCUUUUGAAGACCCACCAGAGGCACCAGGCCUUGCCCACUUCCUCGAACACAUGGUGUUUAUGGGGUCGAGCAAGUAUCCAGAAGAGGACGCCCUGGAAGACUUCUUGCAGAGCCACAGCGGCUACUCCAACGCACAUACGGAGGCGGAGCAGACUUGCUUCUACUUUGACAUCGAUCCGCCACACCUCUCCAAGGCCCUCGAUAUCUUUGCCCAGUUCUUUGUCGAUCCCCUCCUCUUGGCCGACGCUGUUGAUCGUGAGCGGCAGGCUGUGGACAGCGAGUUCAAACUUGCGCUGCAGGAUGACUACAGCCGCACGCAGCAAGUCGUGUUCGCGCACGCCAGGAAAGAUUCCGUGUUGGCGCACUUUACGUGGGGGAAUGAUGAAUCCCUGAAGGACCUCCCAAAGAAGGCUGGCAAAGACAUCCGCAAGUUGCUGUUUGACUUCCACGCAAAGCACUACAAUGCGGAGAACAUGUGUGCCGUUGUCCGCGGUCCACAGUCCCUGGAUGAGCUGCAAGCGAUGGCAGAGGCGUCGCUGUCCGCAAUUCCGCGCGGCCGAGGUCCUCUGCGCAACGACGGGACAACCUUUCCGGCGACUUGGGAGCACGCGUGGAACACAGCAGAUUUCCACCAGCUCUUCUUUGUUGCCCCAAUCAAGGACGACCACGAGCUCUUUCUCAUCUGGAACUUUGAAUCGCUGUUUGAGACAUGGCGUGUCAAGCCGAUGAUGUACGUGUCUGAGCUUGUUGGCCACGAGGGAAAAGGAUCCAUUCUCCACCGCCUGCAAGAGUUGCGGUGGUGCACUGGACUCACGGCGGGAAAUUCCGGCGAUGGCGCCGAGGCGUCGAGCAGACACUGCUUCUUCCAGAUUGUGCUGACGCUCACGGAUGAGGGCCUGCGCCACGUGCGAGAGAUUGUGAUGAUCGUGAUGCAAUACCUGACAAUGAUCCGGACAGCCGGUCCACAGCGCCACUUCUUCGACGAGUGCAAGCAAAUCUCCGAGAACCACUUCAGGUUCCAGCAAGACAGCGAAUCGAUUGACUUUGUUGAGGGCGCGGCGUGCGAGAUGCCGUAUUAUCCGGACGCCAACAUUUUCAACGGCGACGUCGUCAUCAUGGACUACGACGCAGACACCAUCACUAAACUCAUCGGGCGGCUGACGUUUGGGAACAUGCUGGCUGUGGUGUCGAGCAAGAGUGUUGCGGACAUGUGUACGCUGGAGGAGCGGUGGUUUGGCACAAAGUACGCCAAGCAGUCGUUCCCGCCCGAUUGGACGGAUGAAGCCCUCGCUAUCGAGGCCGGAGACACGCCCUGCCCUGCAUUCCUGCACAUGCCGCCUCCAAACCCUUUUGUUGCCUCCGACUUUGAGUUUAAGGAGAAGACGGACGCCAACAAGGAGCCCGUUGUCAUCUUCUCCACCAAGGACAUUGAGUGCUGGCAUCUGCACGACAACACGCAUCACGUGCCACGAACCGGCAUAAUGGUGCAGUUGUGCAAUUCGGUCAUGACCGAAACGGCGCGCGGCCGCAUCGCAGGACAGCUCCUCGUCACCAUUCUUCGCCGUGAACUCAAGGAGGAGCUGUACCAGGCAGAGAUUGCGGACCUCGAGUACGACAUUCGCAGCGACGAGCUUGGGAUUUCGUUCUCCGUCACGGGCUACUCGAGCAAAGUCGACCUCGUGUUCCGCAUUCUUUGCUCUCGCAUUUUCCACCUCACGUUUGAUGCUGGCGUGUUUGCAAUGUCAAAGGAGAAGCUGCUUCGCUCGCUGUACAAUCAAUCCCUCGACCCAUCCAACGUCGCCAGGGAGCUUCGGCUGACGUGUCUGUGCCCCCGCAUCUUUGAGAUUGAGGACAUGUACACCGCUCUCAAGAGCAUGUCAUUAAAGGACAUGCAAUCGCUGUAUUCGCAGCUCAUGCGCGCAAACAGGGCGGUGCUCUAUGUCCAUGGCAACGCAACGAAGGAGGACGCAAUGUCCGCCCUCAGCGAGUUGCAGCAGCGCCGGCCGUCCACGCCGUAUUCCCAGUUUUCCGAGCAGCACGUGCUCAAGCUGACGCCAGGAUUUCUGUUGUGCCGGGCGGAGAACAGGAACGAGCAGGAUGUGAACAAUGCGCUACAGAUGUACUUUCAGGUACAGGAAACAGACAAGCGCGCACAGGCCACUCACCGCCUCCUCUCCAACAUGGUUGAAGAGCCGUUCUUUCAGGACCUUCGGACGAGACAGCAGCUGGGCUACUCUGUGAGUCUCUCGAAGCGAAACACGUACAACAAACCCGGAUUUGUCGCAGAGCUCUCCUCCCCGAGCGACAAGUUCUCAACCAACACGAUGAUUGAGCGUGUGGAAGCGUUUCUGAGCCGUUUCGGAAAGAAACUCCGCAAGAUGUCCAGCCGCGAUUUCGAAGACCACAAGGAGAGUCUGCGCCAUGCACUGCUGGCGCCCGAUGCCAACCAGGACCGCCGCAUCAGCAAGUUUUGGUUCUCAAUUCGCGCACGCAUUUUCACGUUUUCCCACAGCGUCGAAGCCGAACAUCUCAAGACCAUCACCAAGAAAGAGGUGGUUGACAUGUACAUGCGCUACCUCCACCCGUCCAGCAAAGAGCGCGCAGUGCUCGUCAUCGCCGUCAACAGCACGCAGGAAACAGUUGUGCCGCUGGAGAAGACGCACGACAGCGUGACGUCGAAGCAGCUGCGAGAGCGCGGGGAGUAUGCGGUGUGGCCUGCACCUGAUGCUCCAGUCUGCAAGCCCGCCAACGGCACGAACAAGAAGGCCCCAAAUCAGAAGCAGCAGCAGAAGAAGCAGCAGGAGCAGAAGAAGAAGAAGAAGAAACAGCAGCAGCAGCAACAGCAACAGCGCAAGCACAAGGGUAAGAAGACCAAGAACAAGUAGGCCAGCCCAACAUUCUGUUUGACGAGUUGGUUGAUGGUUUGGUUUGCUCAACUGUCUCGGUUGUUUUGUUCGUUUGUUGGUUUGUUUGUUCGAUAGAUUCUUUGUUGGUUUGGUUGUUGGUUGUGUUGCCACUCUGUUUCUCUUCCCCUUCCCUUGAGACGUUCGUGUUCGCACCAAGUAGACAUGCCUACUCCUCUUCCUUUUGACGACUUUCUCAUGGAUACGGAGUCACAAC